UUUUUUUUUUUUUUUUUUACCUGUCUAUUCUCCUGCUUCAUUGCAAUGGCAGAAAAGGAGGUCAACAAGCCUGUCCAAGAUGCCGUCGUCCUCGUUGCAGAGACGGACGACGAGCUUUCUCAAACUACUAUCGACGUUGAGAAGCUAGGAAGACAGCGUCCUGAGGCGUUUUCUUCUACCUGGAUGGAAAUCGCCUUUGUCGUCUCCAUCUUGGGCUCCCUUUCUAUGGCGGACUUUGUCAUUAGCGGUUUCCAAGUCGUUCUGCCUAACUUGGUUGAGCCACUUGACAUCCCUCUCGAGGCGCAAACAUGGCCCUCGAGCGUCUUGACCCUGACGGCGGGUGCAUUCCUGUUCCCCCUUGGCCGUCUGGCGGACAUGUAUGGAGGAUACUUGCUUUUCAACGGAGGAGUAGCGUGGUUCGCGGUGUGGUCCAUCAUUGGUGGCUUCACUCGUAACUUCAUCAUGCUGGUCAUUUGCCGCGCUAUGCUGGGCAUUGGCGCGGCGGCGUUCCUCCCUGCUGGUAUUUCCCUGCUUGGUCGGAUCUACAGGCCCGGGCCGAGGAAGAACAUCGUGUUUAGUCUCUAUGGCGCCAUUGCUCCCUUGGGCUUCUUCGCAGGUAUCAUCGUUGGUGGCAUGGCGCAGGACUUGCUCUCCUGGAGGUGGUUCUUCUGGCUGGGCGGCAUUCUAUCAGCCGUUUUCGGAGUGGGAACGAUUUUGACAGCUCCCCGCGACUAUGAAGAGGCACGGAAGAUGAAUGUCAAGAUGGACUGGUGGGGAGUGUUUACGACUGUGCCUGGGUUGAUGCUGCUUAUUUACGCGCUGACCGACAGCGCCAAUGCCCCUGGUGGAUGGGCCUCUCCUCGAAUCCUGGUUACACUUAUCCUUGGUCUCAUCUUUCUUGGUGCGGCCGUGUAUGUUGAAGGCUGGGUUGCCGAAUCACCACUUAUUCCGGCAGAUAUCUUUCGCGUCAAGUGCAUGAAGAGAAUGUUGCUCUGCCUCUUUAUUACAUGGGGUGUGUUCAACAUUUACCUCUUCUAUGCCAACUUCUACAUCGAGACAAUUUUGAAGAAAUCUCCACUGAUAACUGCGGUUUACUUUGGCCCCUGGGCAGCAGGUGGCCUCGUUUUAGCCACUACAAGCGGUCUCAUCCUCCACAUGCUUUCCGGCAAAGUACUCAUCAUCGCCUCCGGCAUCUCAAAGAUUAUUGCUGUGCUCAUGUUUGCCAUUAUGCCUGAUGAUCCGAACUACUGGGCGUGGAUCUUCCCGGCUAUGCUUUGCGAGGCUGCCUGUGUCGACGUUUUGUGGACUGUGAGUAACGUCUUUCUGACGACUAGUCUGCCGAAGAGCCGUCAGGGUCUGGCCGGGGCGCUCAUCAGCGUCAUGCUCUUCCUCGGAGGAGCUUUCUUCUUGGCGAUUGCCGAUGUUGCCAAGGCGCAGUUUGUGUUGAACGGAAUGGACCUCAAACACCAGUACAAAAGCGUCUUUUGGAUCGGCGUGGGGCUUGCGGGAUUGGCUCUUGUCAUUUGCUUCUUUAUGAAUUUGGACAAGGCCGGUGGUGACCUUACGGUUGAUGAGAAGGCGGUGCGGAAGAUGAGCAAUGCCUCUUCAGAGGUGUCGUCGGAUGCGGAAUCUGCUGUUGAUGGCGCUCGAGUUGAGCCGAUGACGGGCGUGGUUGUUGAUUCAUCUGAACAGAGUGGCAAUGAAAAGAAAGAAAACAAGGAUUCUGCCUAAUGGAUGGUGUUGUUUAGAAAAAUUGACUUAUAAAAGGUAGAGCAUUUAGCCUGGAUUUGAUGGGAAGCGAGGCGUUUGGAUAUUUAAAAUUGGGAGCGUUUUAUAUGAGUUGCAUGGAAAGGAUGUAUUUUAUUGUCACUAAGAGUACGAAAUGUUCAAAAGGAAGUGACUUUUUAGUAUGACUGUCUUUUUUGAUAAAUAAC
This is a messenger RNA of Trichoderma asperellum CBS 433.97, 1934 nucleotides long. RefSeq lists its product as uncharacterized. Lineage: Eukaryota; Fungi; Ascomycota; Sordariomycetes; Hypocreales; Hypocreaceae. The record is from RefSeq and is a predicted model, not a curated record. Gene Ontology annotation, biological process: transmembrane transport. Gene Ontology annotation, molecular function: transmembrane transporter activity. Gene Ontology annotation, cellular component: membrane.